CAAAUUUAAAAGUUUAAAUCGAUUCUCAAAAUGAAGCAUUCAGAUCUGAAGGAUCGGUGUUUCAGUAUCGAUCCGCGCAUCCCCAGCCGAGGAAUAUCGUUCGAUCCAGGCCAAAGGUGUUUUAUAUAAUUAAGAGACCGGCGUUCCGCGUGCAGAUCCUCAUGGCGGCCGCGUGGCCGGUUCCCUGCCCCGUGCGUGGGGGCACUGUCAGAGACGGAGGCAUGGCCGCGCGUCUACACCAGCACACGCUGGACAGGAAUCUGCGCAAGAUGGAGAAGCUGCUCAAGAAAGGGGUGAACGUCGACUGUGUCAAUCACCUUGGCCAGACGGCCCUGUUCUGUGCGUCUCUCCUGGGUCUGACCGGAGCUACGGAGCUGCUCCUGCAGUACGGCGCCGACCCAAACCACCGCUGCGCAGACAUGAGCACCCCCGUGCAUGCAGCUGUGUUCUCCUGCAAUCCCUGGCUACUGGCAGGGCUGCUGGAUGCUGGAGGGGACCUGAGACUUCACGACGACGAGGGACGGCUCCCCCAGGAUUGGGCGGAGGCCGGCGCACAGGAGCACAGCCCCAGGAUGCUAAGCUUCCUGAGGAGCUGCGCGUCGCACAUGAACAGUCUUUUGCAGCCGGUCCAGCCCCAAGCCCUUCAGCCAACGGGCUGCCACUCCUGCAAGUCUCUCCUGCGCUCCCCCUCCUUCCUGAACCUCCUAAGACCCAGCGGUUCAGACCUCCACCCUAGCUCCAAGGCGACCGCCUCCGACGCUGUCCAGUGUUACGGCUUCGGGAAGUUGUGGUUGGACCGGCCGCGGAAGCUUCUGGGCCUGCUGGCCUGCAUUCCUCUGAUCUCCGACAGCGACCUUGGGCAAGCGGAGGAUGAACCUUCUCUCUCAUACUCCUGCGGUUCAUUCAUAAAUAUGAUGAAUUCCAGCUGGAAGGGCUGCCGCGUGACGGUGAAGGAGCUGCAGACUCGCCCGGCGUCGAAGUACGUCGGCCAAGAUGGCUACCAGGACCUUCUGAUCGCUGAGCAGGCGCACUGCUGCCGGCUGUCCCACCCGCACCUUCUGCAGCUGCUGGCCGUCAGUAAGUCUGCUGAGCUGCUUGGCGUCCGUCUGGUGUUCGAGAGGGUGCACGUGGGGUCCCUCCACAGCCUCCUGCACCACAGGAGGGCCGAAGUUCCUGUGCUCCAGACGGGGGUGCUGCUCAGCAUGGUGCUGCACGUUUGCGAGGCCCUGCUGUACCUGCAUGGUCGGGGGCUGGUCCUGAGAGCCCUGUCUUCCCACAGCGUACAGAUCGUCCACCCCACGGUGGCCAAAGUCACUGGACUUGGCUUCAUGGUGCCCAGCGAGGAGGGGCGUGGCUCUCAUGGGGCCACACACCCGCCCCUCCCCCCCGAGCUGUACAACUGGGCCGCUCCGGAGGUCAUCAGGUUGAGGGCCUGCACCGACAAGGCCGACCUGUACAGCGCCUGUGCCCUCAUUCAGGAGCUCUACACAGAUGCGGUGCCUUGGGGUCCCGUGGACCCCUCCUGGAUCCAGCAGGCGGUGGAUUCCGGCGGCGCCCUGCCGGUCCACUCCGCUGUGCCUCAGCCCUAUUACAGGCUGGUUAGCACCUGCCUGCAGGCCCAGGCACAGGAUCGAACCAACAGCCUGCAAGACCUCCGUUACCUUCUCUGCCGUGACAUCCGGGCGCCGUCCCGGAACUCGUGGAGGGGGAGUGGCCCGUGUCCGGAGCCGGCAGGCCUGAGUUUGCCAGGCUGGGGACUGGAGUUUGCAGAGGACUGGCCUCACCCCCCCACAGCGAGCAAUGAAUCGGAGCAGGAGCUGCAGACGGGGCUGGCCGACAUCUUGCUGGACAGAGAGAUGCAAAACCCGCUUUGGCGGCUGGACCAUCUCCUGGACAGGGAGGGGGGGGGAGUUAAGAACCAGUUGCCUAGGAUGGACCUGGGGGGAGAGACAGCAGAGGGGCAGCACGUCUCCUUCCGUCACCCGGAUCCGGGCGUCCUGGAGGAGGCCGGCUCAGUGGACGACUCGGCGAAGAGGGAGCAGAUCUCCAGGCACAUGGGGGCCAUCGUGCUGAACCUCAAGGUGUCCCAGGUGCUGAUGCAGCAGUCUGAGGCCAGUCUCCUGGCCGUGGAGAUGCGUGAGGGAGGUGGGACUUCCGGCGGCUCGCAGGACGAGUGCGGGUUCGACGAGGUGGACGGCCCGUGCCCAGACCAGGUCGCCAGAGGUGGGGGUGUUUUUGGUAGGGCUGUGGGGCCCCCCCUCUAUUAUCACCCGCCACUUGGUGAUGUCUUGGGAGAGGACGAGUGGGACCACAAGGCACAGUACCCUAGCUGUGGGAAUGAGGAGCCCACGUGUUACUUUUCGGCGGAGGAGGACGUGUAUGCUGAAGAACUUCAGGUGAGCGCAAACACGGGAGGAGGUCAGAGAGGAGGAGGUGGUCCGCAGCGAGCUGGGACACGGGGACGUGAGGACAGGAAGUCUGCAUCUCCCGGAGCGACGGAUUUGAGGAGGCCCAGGGGGUCCGGCGGCCAAGCCGAGUGGAAGACUGAGGUCUCGGCGGCGGUGGCCCGGAUGACCCGGGGUCGCUUGGUCGGUCCCAGGAGCAGCGAGAGCAGGGGGUCAGAGGAUCUCCUAUGGAGUCACAACCCCCACAGACCUGGGACAGAGGACAGCUGUGACAGCAGUGACCCGGAGACCCUCCUCAAGAGCUUUGCAGGCCUCCAGAGUGAGAGUGAGGAGGAGCCAGACCUCCUCGCUGUCACCAGAAUGUUCCAGGCCCCAAUACUGCAUGCUGCACAGGAGGAGUCUUCAUCCGAGUCAGAGAGCAUUGGAUCCCCAGUAGAGUCCUUCAGUGUGUUCCUCACCCCAAACCCAAGGCACUCGCAGUCGCCCAGCUUGGAGCAGGACCUGGAGGUCACAGUGGGGGUUUGUCAGCCUGGAGCGGGAGGAGCGGCGCAGGAGGCCAGGCUCAGAGGACGAAGAUUUGCAGUGGAGGAGUCAGCAGAAGCGAGGCCUUACCCAGCCAGCCCUAGUUCUUUUCCAGCUGCCGGCGACUGUCUCUCAGACUUGGCUGAGCUGUCCAGCAUCACAUGCUCACCUGGGCAGCAGCAGGAGCAGGCAGCACAGGCCCUGGGGUCCCCUGCCGUCAGCCGACGCCCCUCGCUGUGCUACAGCACCCCCCGCAGCCCAGUGCAAAGCCCUAGAUCCAGGGAGGCAGGCAGCCGUGUUGAGCCACCUCCACACCUGGAGAGGCCACUUAACGCCACCUGCUGCACCGGCUCCCCCACCAUGGACACCUUCGCUACUGCCAGCACUUCCACAGUGGCUGGUGAUAUUCCCAGCAUGCAGCAGUCCCCCCCACAGAUUGACACCAGCUCAUCCCAUGUGGGUGAGAGUGGGACCACAUGGGUGUCAGGAAGCCAAGAUAAGCAUGAGCCUGGGACAGACCCUGAGCAUGAUGACCAAGUGAAGGCGGGCGAUCCGGAAAGGUCUCCCUCCAGUGAUUCCCCCUCGCCCAGCUUGAGCUCCACCCCCGAGAAUGUGCUGUACACUUCGGUGGAACUUGCUGAAGGUGCGACAUGUCAUAGGUAUCUCUUAGCAGAAAAUUCACCCUUUUCUGGCAUGUUGGUGACAAAAUUAAUCAGGAUCCCCAACCCUGCCUGGCGAAAUUAA
Molecule: messenger RNA, 3671 nt
Organism: Paramormyrops kingsleyae
Lineage: Eukaryota; Metazoa; Chordata; Actinopteri; Osteoglossiformes; Mormyridae
Source: RefSeq, a predicted model, not a curated record